AUGCUGGAGGAAAACAUCACUCUGGUCAGCGAGUUCAUCCUGGUGGGCUUCCCCACUGCCCCGUGGCUUCAAGUCCUGCUCUUCUUCCUCUUCCUUGUGGUCUAUCUGCUGGUGGCAGUGGAGAAUCUUGUCAUCAUGCUUGCGGUUUGGGUCACUGGCUCCCUCCAUAAGCCCAUGUACUAUUUCCUGAGCAGCUUGUCUUUCCUGGAGGUCUGGUAUGUCUCCGUCACAGUCCCCAAGAUGCUAGAUGGAUUCCUCCUGCAGAGACGGCACAUUUCCUUCACAGGUUGCAUGACCCAGCUCUACUUCUUCAUUUCGCUUGCCUGCACAGAAUGUGUGCUUCUAGCAGCCAUGGCCUAUGACCGCUAUGUGGCCAUCUGCCACCCUCUCCGGUACCCAGUCAUCAUGACCACAGGUUAUUGUGCACAGCUGGUGACUUCCUCCUAUAUGACUGGUUUCAUGGUCUCUGUCAUCAAGGUCUGUUUCAUUUCACAUGUCACCUUUUGUGGUUCCAAUGUCAUGAACCACUUUUUCUGUGACAUCUCACCAAUCCUGAAACUGGCCUGCAAAGACAUGUCCACAGCUGAGCUAGUGGACUUUGCCUUAGCUAUUUUCAUCCUUGUCUUCCCUCUUACCACCACCGUCCUUUCCUAUGUCUACAUUGUCUCUACAAUUCUGCAUAUACCCUCCACCCAAGGAAGGAAGAAAGCCUUCUCCACCUGUGCAUCCCACCUCACUGUAGUCAUAAUUUAUUACACAGCCAUGAUUUUCAUGUAUGUUCGGCCCAGAGCUAUUGCAUCAUUUAAUUCCAACAAACUAAUCUCAGCUGUGUAUGCAGUCCUCACACCCAUGCUAAAUCCCUUCAUCUACUGCCUUAGGAACCAGGAAGUCAAGAAUGCUAUCAAAAAGACUACUGUGGGAUUUGGUCAGUGCGUCCUGCUUAGCUGA
Messenger RNA from Equus quagga, 948 nucleotides. RefSeq names its product olfactory receptor 6-like. Bases 1 to 948 code for a protein of 315 amino acids. The transcript has 2 exons. The record is from RefSeq and is a predicted model, not a curated record. Gene Ontology annotation, molecular function: G protein-coupled receptor activity; olfactory receptor activity. Gene Ontology annotation, cellular component: membrane. Lineage: Eukaryota; Metazoa; Chordata; Mammalia; Perissodactyla; Equidae. Gene Ontology annotation, biological process: G protein-coupled receptor signaling pathway.